CCAUCGUGUGCAGCCUGGAGACCCUCCUGGCAAGGUGGACGUAGCUGGGAAGGUCGAGGAAGGUGCCCAGUUUGUCUUAAAGUUCUAACGUUUCCUGGGAAUCCAACCUUCCCGGCCCCAGUGCUGUCUGACCUCUGCCCCCAGCUUCUCUUUCUGGAGGCCUCCUUGUUCCCAUCAGCCUGGCUCCCGUCCUCACCAAAGAUCUCAGCUUCCCUGCUCCUUUUGACCUGGCCCAGUCUCUCUGCUCAGAGCAUGGCUCCUUGGCCGCCAAGGUCUGAGCGGCUGUCUGGGAAUCCUCAUCCUGGCCUUGAUCCCCAUCCUGCUAGAACUGGAGGCAGGACAGCGUCCCCGGGAAGGAAGGAGAUGUCUCAGACGGACCUGGAAACUGCUGACCUCAACUUCUCCCCACCUGCACCUCUGAAAUGGGAUGAGUUCAACUUUCAGCCUCCUGCUGCUACUCUGGGGAGGUCAGUGGAUGGAUGGAUCAGUGAGGGCCGAGUGUGUCUCCAAGAAGUCCCUGGCUGUUUUGCGUCUUCAAUUUUAGAUUUCAGCAUAACAGCAGUGCCCCUGGUACCUCCUCCUGGCCCUUCCCCCACUCGGAGCCUUGGCCAGCUACUUUCCAUUGCAGGAAACAUCUGCUGGGGAGGCCAGGCUCGGCCGGGGGUUACUGCAGGACGUUGGCCGGUACCGUCACCCAGGUCCUGUAACUUGAGGCAUGUGUAGGGCUCUGGCCCUGCCCGCUCACCCGCCCAGCCGCCCCCCUCCCUCCUGCCACGGAUGACUCUUAACAAAGAAGUUGUUUGCUGGUCAGCCGAGAGGAGCUCGGCCUGGGAGGAAAGGGGGGUGUGUACGGGUAGGGGUGGGAGCAGGCCCCGGUGCCUUGGCCAGCGGUGGCCACGCUGCCUGGGUGAGGACCGUGAGUCAUAGCCACCAGCGCCCGCCCAGGGGAGCGAUUGCAUGUCGAACAGGCUGCCUUGUGGGACCGGCCAGACGGCGCUGGGGCGUUGGGCAUCCGUCCUCCUGGGAGCUUGAGACCUGCCACGAGCCACCAGGCUGUGAGUGAGCCGCGGCAGGGCGGGCCCCCGGCGGCCCCGUGCACCUGCCCCGUCGUCUGCGUCCUGGCCGCUCGGAGCAGCUGUCCACACGACCUGGAGAAGGGGCUUCAUCACGUCCCCUCUGGGUCACCCUCAGCCCAGAGACCUGCCGCACUGGGAGCCAAGUGGGGUGAAACAGAGCCCGGCCCCGGGCCUGUCCCGAGAACCAUGCUGACCACACCCGCCCCGCUGUGAAGCUUGGCGCUGGGAACCAGGCUCAAGGGGAGCCAAGGAGGUAUCGAGGGUCACACAGACCCUCUGCCGAGGAGCCCGAAGCCGCCCGUCCACGUCCAGCCCGGGCGAGACUGACUGCAUCCUGGGGGCACGGUGAGGGAUCUGAGCUCGAGGAUCAGCGUUCCGUGGGGAGGUAGCCUGUGGGAGCGAUGGAAUCUCUGACGGAAUCGGGGGUCCUCUGGAGCCUCCUGCUGGAGCAGGACAGCCAGCCUUUGCAGCAGCACCUGGAGAAGCUGACGGAGGGACCUGCCGGUGCAGAAUUCUGCUGCCGGCCCGGGUCUGAGGAGAUCCCCGCCGUGUUAAGCCCCACGUACAAGCAGAGAAAUGAAGACUUCAGAAAGCUCUUUAAGCAACUUCCAGACACGGAGCGCCUCAUUGUUGACUACUCGUGUGCACUCCAAAGAGACAUUCUUCUUCAGGGCCGACUCUACCUCUCCGAAAACUGGAUCUGCUUCUACAGCAACAUCUUCCGCUGGGAAACUCUGCUGACUGUGCGUUUGAAAGACAUCUGCUCCAUGACUAAAGAAAAGACAGCUCGCCUCAUCCCCAACGCCAUCCAAGUUUGCACUGACUCAGAAAAGCACUUUUUCACUUCGUUCGGGGCCCGGGAUAGGACGUACAUGAUGAUGUUCCGGCUCUGGCAGAAUGCCCUCCUGGAAAAGCCGCUGUGCCCCAAGGAGCUCUGGCACUUCGUCCACCAGUGCUACGGGAACGAGCUGGGCCUGACCAGCGACGACGAGGACUACGUGCCCCCCGAUGACGACUUCAACACGAUGGGCUACUGUGAAGAGAUCCCCGUAGAGGAAAAUGAAGUGAACGACAGCUCGUCCAAAAGCAGCAUAGAGACCAAGCCGGAUGCCAGUCCACAGCUGCCCAAGAAAUCCAUCACCAACAGCACCCUGACGUCCACGGGGAGCAGUGAGGCCCCCGUCUCGUUUGACGGCCUGCCCCUGGAGGAGGAGGUGCUGGAGGGCGAUGGGUCCCUGGAGAAGGAGCUCACCAUCGACAACAUCAUCGGGGAGAAGAUUGAGAUCAUUGCGCCCGUGAACUCCCCUUCGCUGGACUUCAACGACAACGAGGACAUCCCCACCGAGCUCAGUGACUCUUCUGACACCCACGACGAAGGGGAGGUGCAGGCCUUCUACGAGGACUUGAGUGGCCGGCAGUACGUGAACGAAGUCUUCAACUUCAGCGUGGACAAGCUCUAUGACCUCCUGUUCACCGACUCACCCUUCCAGCGGGACUUCAUGGAGCAGCGACGCUUCUCAGAUAUCAUCUUCCAUCCGUGGAAGAAGGAGGAGAAUGGAAACCAGAGCCGAGUGAUCCUUUACACCAUCACCCUUACCAACCCUCUGGCUCCCAAAACUGCCACCGUCAGGGAGACACAGACCAUGUACAAGGCGAGCCAGGAGAGCGAGUGCUACGUGAUCGACGCCGAGGUCCUCACGCACGACGUGCCAUAUCACGACUACUUCUACACCAUCAACCGCUACACUCUCACCCGCGUGGCCCGCAACAAGAGUCGACUCAGGGUCUCCACGGAGCUGCGCUAUCGGAAACAGCCCUGGGGGCUGGUGAAAACGUUCAUCGAGAAGAACUUCUGGAGUGGGCUGGAGGACUACUUCCGCCACCUGGAGAGUGAGCUGACCAAGACAGAGAGCGCCUACCUGGCGGAGAUGCACAGACAGUCUCCCAAAGAGAAGGCCAGCAAGCCCCCGACGGUGCGGAGGAGAAAACGGCCCCAUGCCCACCUGCGGGUACCACACCUGGAGGAGGUGAUGAGCCCCGUCACCACGCCCACUGAUGAGGACGUGGGCCACAGGAUCAAACACGUGGCCGGUUCCACGCAGACGCGGCACAUCCCCGAGGACAGCCCCAAUGGUUUCCACCUGCAGAGCGUGUCCAAGCUGCUGCUGGUUAUCAGCUGUGUUCUGGUGCUGCUGGUCAUCCUCAACAUGAUGCUCUUCUACAAACUCUGGAUGCUGGAGUACACCACCCAGACCCUCACCACCUGGCAGGGCCUCCGGCUCCAAGAAAGGUUACCCCAGUCCCAGACAGAGUGGGCCCAGCUCUUAGAGUCCCAGCAAAAGUACCAUGAUACGGAGCUCCAGAAAUGGAGGGAGAUCAUCAAAUCCUCGGUGAUGCUUCUUGACCAGAUGAAGGACUCACUCAUCAAUCUUCAGAAUGGCAUCAGGUCCCGAGACUACAUGUCAGAAAGCGAGGAGAAGAGAAACCGGCAGUGGGACAAUCACUCCAUCCACCACUUGCAUCCUCUGCCCUCAUCCCCCAACUUCCAGCAGGGCUGGCCGCACUCCCCUCCACCUCUAGUUUUCUUCCAGAAGAUGCGAUUUUGGGUCCGGGAGGAGCAUUUUUCUGGAAGGCCAUCUUUUCACGCCCCUGCUUUCCUGACGUGGAGCAGGAACUUGCACACGGUGUAGAGAGCUCCCCCUGCACCUCUCUGCCCACCUCGUUACCUCACUCCUGCUCCGGCCAUGGCUGUGACGGGCCCAGCCAGCUCCCAGUUCCGAUGUUCUGUGCGAAGCUCAGGGGUCUUGGGCAUUGUUUUCUGUUGUGACUUGAGGCCCUCAGCAGGCCUGGGAGCCCGGAUUGGAGCCUUGGCUGCUGGCGAGAAGCACCUUGCCUGCCAGGAGGAGUUUGAUGCCGGACGAUGUACCCGACAUGUGAAGGCGUAAAGGACGUUUUCACCUCUGCCCCUCGGCCCUGCCUGCUUCUCUCAACACGAGGAGACGCUGCAGAAGCAAAACGGGGGCCUCUGCUCCAGGCGGGAACAGCUGACUCCGUCUGCGGAGUAGGCCCUAGGCUGGGGUGCCAUGCGCCGAGAUUGCUGAAUAAAAGCAGCCAUCGUUGCCAACAACAGUGUGUGGCUCCCACAUUGCUCUGUCCUGCACUCUAGGGCCAGACCACUCUCUGCAUGGACCAUAACAUCUUCCCAAACCCAUGGUGCUUUCCCCCUGACUCAACCUGGACUCCAAGGUGGGGAGGGAUGGGUCAGAGGCCACUGCGGCCCCUGGAUAAUCCUGACCUGGGGUGGAGUGGGGUGAGGCAGAGGGAGCAGCCAGUCCCCGACACCUGCACUGGGCCAUACAAGGGAAGGAAUGCAGGUUGAUUGCAGUCGAGUUGUCUGGCCAUCUGCAUUUGGAUCUGUAACUGUACUUUGCCUGGCGCUGUGCGCAAGGUCUGAAAACUUACUGCUAGUACCUAGAAACAUUCAAGGCUUCCCGGUCCAAUCUUAAUGUAAAGUAGCUAGAGCCAUGGAAGUACAGUAUGAAUUAAAAGAAAAAAAUACUGAACUACAAA
This is a messenger RNA of Cervus elaphus (red deer), 4646 nucleotides long. RefSeq names its product GRAM domain containing 1B (gene GRAMD1B). Gene Ontology annotation, molecular function: sterol binding; sterol transfer activity. NCBI's taxonomy places the organism in Eukaryota, Metazoa, Chordata, Mammalia, Artiodactyla, Cervidae. Gene Ontology annotation, cellular component: plasma membrane; endoplasmic reticulum-plasma membrane contact site; endoplasmic reticulum membrane. The record is from RefSeq and is a predicted model, not a curated record. The transcript is spliced from 18 exons. Gene Ontology annotation, biological process: intracellular sterol transport. Bases 1478 to 3766 code for a protein of 762 amino acids.